UCUUUCUUUUUCUAUAAACAUUUUUUAUUUAUUUAAGAGUUUUUCUGAUAUCUCUCAAAGAGAAGAGUGAGUGAGUGAGAGGAUCAAUCAUCAAUGGCGUCUCCAACACCAACGAGAAUCUCAUUCCGUAUACUGAUCCUGAUCGCUUUGAUGGUGCUUCUAUUCUAUGUCGGCCGUCCUCUCUACUGGAAGAUCUCCGCAACCAUCCACGAUAUCCGCCACAACAAGCAAUCCGUCAGAGAAGGUAUAUCUCAGAUCGUACAAGAGGCGCAGAGAUCGGUGGGAUGGUAUCACGACGAGUCGGACUCUGGGAUCUUAGAGGUUCAUAACAAGAAACCGAGAGUCUCCGCCUCUCGGAGGCUUCUUUUCGCCGGUGAUCAGUGAGAAAAUUUCACAUUUGGUUUCUUCUAAAUAAUUUGUACUACUGCUGUGUUUGUUGUCUGUGUGUAUGUUUGAUCGUGUCGCCACUUUACAAGAAUAACAUUAUCAAGUUUUAUA
Messenger RNA from Brassica napus (rape), 498 nucleotides. RefSeq lists its product as uncharacterized. Bases 94 to 384 code for a protein of 96 amino acids. The transcript is spliced from 2 exons. The record is from RefSeq and is a predicted model, not a curated record. Lineage: Eukaryota; Viridiplantae; Streptophyta; Magnoliopsida; Brassicales; Brassicaceae.